Molecule: messenger RNA, 1107 nt
Organism: Lagenorhynchus albirostris (white-beaked dolphin)
Lineage: Eukaryota; Metazoa; Chordata; Mammalia; Artiodactyla; Delphinidae
Gene: OPRD1
Product: opioid receptor delta 1
Exons: 3
Coding region: 1-1107 (368 amino acids)
Biological process (GO): G protein-coupled opioid receptor signaling pathway; neuropeptide signaling pathway
Cellular component (GO): membrane; neuron projection
Molecular function (GO): neuropeptide binding; G protein-coupled enkephalin receptor activity
Source: RefSeq, a predicted model, not a curated record
AUGGAACCGGCCCCCUCCCCCGACGCCGAGCUGCGGUCCUUGCUCCUCGCCAACGCGUCGGACGCCUUCCCCAGCGCGGGCGCCAAUGCGUCGGGGCCGCCGGCAGCACGGAGCGCCUCGUCCCUCGCCCUGGCUAUCGCCAUCACCGCGCUCUACUCGGCAGUGUGCGCCGUGGGGCUGCUGGGCAACGUGCUCGUCAUGUUCGGCAUCGUCCGGUACACUAAGAUGAAGACGGCCACCAACAUCUACAUCUUCAACCUGGCCUUGGCAGACGCACUGGCCACCAGCACACUGCCCUUCCAGAGUGCCAAGUACCUGAUGGAGACGUGGCCCUUUGGGGAACUGCUCUGCAAGGCUGUGCUCUCCAUUGACUACUACAACAUGUUCACCAGCAUCUUCACGCUCACCAUGAUGAGUGUCGACCGCUAUAUCGCCGUCUGCCACCCUGUCAAGGCCCUGGACUUACGUACACCUGCCAAGGCCAAGCUGAUCAACAUCUGCAUCUGGGUCCUGGCCUCGGUUGUUGGUGUACCCAUCAUGGUCAUGGCCGUGACCCGCCCCCGGGAUGGGGCAGUGGUGUGCAUGCUCCAGUUCCCCAGCCCCAGCUGGUACUGGGACACGGUGACCAAGAUCUGCGUGUUCCUCUUCGCCUUCGUUGUGCCCAUCCUCGUCAUCACCGUCUGCUACGGCCUCAUGCUGCUGCGCCUGCGCAGCGUGCGCCUGCUCUCUGGCUCCAAGGAGAAGGACCGCAGUCUGCGGCGCAUCACACGCAUGGUGCUGGUGGUGGUGGGCGCCUUCGUGGUGUGCUGGGCCCCCAUCCACAUCUUUGUCAUCGUCUGGACGCUGGUGGACAUCGACCGCCGCGACCCGCUCGUGGUGGCCGCGCUGCACCUGUGCAUCGCGCUCGGUUACGCCAACAGCAGCCUCAACCCCGUGCUCUACGCCUUCCUUGACGAGAACUUCAAGCGCUGCUUCCGCCAGCUCUGCCGCACGCCCUGCGGCCGCCCGGAACCCGGCAGCUUCGGCCGCGCCCGCGAAGCUACGGCCCGCGAUCGGGUCACCGCCUGCACCCUGUCCGACGGUCCCGGCGGUGGUGCCGCCGCCUGA